AUGGCAUCAUCUUUGGAUAAAUUAGCAUCUUAUUUGACGAAUUAUAAUAUUGUAAAUUCUGAAUUUCAAGCCUAUGAUAUGGAUAAAAUUCAGUUACUAACCCGUAAAGGAAAUUUUCCAUAUGAGUACUUGGAUUGUAGAUUAAAACUUAAUGAGGAACAACUACCGCCAAUAGAGAAAUUUUACAGUACCUUAAAUGAUUCAAAUAUAAGUAAUGAAGAUUAUCUACAUGCACAAGAGGUUUGGUCUGCAUUUAAUUGCAAAAAUAUCGGUGAUUAUGUAUAUUUAUACAGGAAAACAGACAUUUUAUUACUUGCAGAUGUUUUUGAAAAUUUUAGAGACCAAUGUCUUGAUGCAUAUGGUUUAGAUCCAGCUCACUAUUAUACAACUCCAGGAUUGAGUUGGGAUGAUAUGCUAAAGUAUACAAAUGUUGAGUUGGAACUUCUUACAGAUAUUGACAUGAUCAUGUUUAUUGAACGUGGCAUUAGGGGUGGGAUUAGCCAAUGUUCAAAUAUAUAUGCUCAUGCUAAUAAUCAUUAUAUGAAGAAUUAUAAUGAAAAGGAAGAAACAUCUUACAUUGUGUACUUGGACGCUAAUAACCUUUAUGGUUGGGCUAUGGUACAAGCACUUCCCUACGGUGGUUUUGAGUGGGUAAAAAAUAUAGAUAAUACAUUUAACUUUAAUAUCCCUGAUGAUUCACCUUUUGGUUACAUAUUAGAAGUGGAUUUAGAUUACCCUCAUGAAUUGCAUAACAGUCAUAGUGACUUACCAUUUUGUCCUGAACACUCAAAGCCACCUGGAUCAAAACAAUCGAAGCUGUUAACUACUCUCUUACCGAAACAAAAGUAUAUAAUCCAUUAUCGUGCACUUAAACAAGCAUUAGCACAUGGUAUUAAACUUAAUCAUAUACAUCGAAUUUUAAAAUUUAAACAGUCCACUUGGUUAAAAAGUUAUAUUGAUUUUAAUACUAUGAUGCGAACAAAUGCUAAAAAUGAGUUUGGAAAAAAUUUGUUCAAACUUAUGAAUAAUGCUGUUUAUGGCAAGACUAUGGAAAAUGUACGAAAGCAUGUAGAUGUCAAGCUUGUGACAAAGUGGGAGGGUAGGUACGGCGCCGAGGCUCUUAUAUCAAAACCAAACUUCCACACAAGAGCUAUCUUUAAUGAUAACUUGAUUGCUGUGGAACUCACAAAAACGGAAGUGUUUAUGAAUAAGCCAAUCUAUAUUGGACUUAGCGUUUUAGAUAUUUCUAAAACAUUAAUCCUUGUGUAUAAAAUUAAAUGUGCAGAUAUCUACUCUGAUAUGAAGGUAGAUAUUUGCAAAUUUGAUACAUCAGAUUACCCAGCUAAUAAUGUAUAUGGCAUUCCGCAAGCUAACAAAAAAGUCUUGGGUCUCAUGAAAGAUGAGUGCAGUGGGAAAAUUGUAACAGAAUUUGUUGGAUUGCGGAGUAAAAUGUACAGUCUUCGCGUUGAAGGUCAAGAUUUUAUAAAAAAAGUUAAAGCUUUAAGUCCAUUUGAUGAUAAGAGAUAUUUAUUAAAAAAUAGUACAGACACUCUCGCUUGGGGACAUUGUAAUAUUGUAAACCAUGAUGAUGAUGAUGAUGUAGAAAUGUUACAAGUCUGA
This is a messenger RNA of Leptopilina boulardi, 1620 nucleotides long. RefSeq lists its product as uncharacterized. Lineage: Eukaryota; Metazoa; Arthropoda; Insecta; Hymenoptera; Figitidae. The transcript has 3 exons. Gene Ontology annotation, molecular function: DNA-directed DNA polymerase activity; DNA binding; nucleotide binding. The coding region runs from base 1 to 1620 and encodes 539 amino acids. The record is from RefSeq and is a predicted model, not a curated record. Gene Ontology annotation, biological process: DNA replication.